CGACCGAACAAGCAAAGCCGUCGCAUAUUGCGAGUUUGGCGCCGAGGAUGGAUAGGAAGAACAGGCUAUAAAUACGGCCAUGACAAAAUGCUUCCAUGACCGGGUGAGAUGCGCUGUCCUCACAUGGUCGUUUUCCUUGUCAAUCCUGCUGCGGCGCAGGAGUGGUGCACCCAGGAAAGGUGAAUGUCGACCCUCAGCCUCCAAUCGUUGGUUUGUUUUCUGCUUUUGGUCUCUGACAUUGGGUACUUUUUGAGUCUGGGUCCACCAGCUCCUAUGGCUCGAAUCCAGCCGAUACCGUUGAAUUGAUAGCGGCUGCGUGCACUAACGACGCAGCCCUUAGAGUAUAGAAAAACAUUUGCAACUUGGGAAAAAUCCAGGUGCCAUCACCCAGUUCCGACUUACGCGCGUCUUCUGGGAUCCGGUCACUUUCGGCACAGUCGUCGCCUCGCGCUUUACAAUCAGCUGGCAUGGAGAUGUGAAGAUUCGCGGGUAUGCAGAUUUCUGAUGCGAGCAAGUUUCUUGAGAACCGAUGUUUUGUCUCCGGCGGUAAAAGAUAUGAAACAACGAGUUGUUGCAGUACAGAAGAUUCUGACACAGGUCAAGAGAGAGAUAAGCUUGCCAUGCUGCGGGACACUUCACUAGUGUCUUGGAAUCAGGGACAAGGCUUACGACGAUGAUGUGGAGUGUUUGACAUUUUCUGUCUAGUGUCAUUAUCAGAGGUCCAUUCUCGUCCACAUCAGUCCGCAUUGCUCCUCUAUACCUUCCCACAACUAACACUAUUGGCACAAUACAAAAUGCAACAUCACAGUUUAUCUUGGUAUUUGUAAAUG
Marchantia polymorpha subsp. ruderalis is the source of this 830-nucleotide messenger RNA. NCBI's taxonomy places the organism in Eukaryota, Viridiplantae, Streptophyta, Marchantiopsida, Marchantiales, Marchantiaceae. The record is from the annotation of a GenBank genome assembly.